Symsagittifera roscoffensis is the source of this 1142-nucleotide messenger RNA. Its product is annotated as histone chaperone asf1b-A-like. The transcript has 4 exons. Bases 3 to 722 code for a protein of 239 amino acids. Gene Ontology annotation, molecular function: histone binding. Gene Ontology annotation, cellular component: chromatin; nucleus. NCBI's taxonomy places the organism in Eukaryota, Metazoa, Xenacoelomorpha, Acoela, Convolutidae. Gene Ontology annotation, biological process: nucleosome disassembly; nucleosome assembly; DNA replication-dependent chromatin assembly. The record is from RefSeq and is a predicted model, not a curated record.
AUAUGGUUAAAGGUGUGAAUAUCUGCGACGUGAAGGUGAUGAACAACCCCGCCCCUUUCCUAGACCCAUUCUCCUUCGAAAUCACGUUUGCCUGCCACGAAGACUUACCGGAUGACAUUGAAUGGAAGAUCAUCUACGUGGGAUCUGCGGAGAGUGAGAAACUGGACCAGACCCUGGACAGUGUACUGGUGGGUCCUGUGCCAGCCGGGAAGCACAUGUUCACACUCGAGGUGCCUGGCCCUGACCCCAGCCGCAUCCCAGACCAAGAUGUGGUAGGCGUGACCAUAGUUCUGAUCACGUGCUCUUACCGUGAAAAAGAGUUCAUCCGAGUGGGCUACUACGUGUCUAACUCGUACAAGGAGCUGGAGUUGCACGAGAACCCGCCCGAAAAACCCAAAUACGAACUACUUGAACGAAACGUCUUGUCAACGAACGCUCGAGUUACACGCUUUGCAAUUGACUGGGGAGACUCGGAAACGAUUACAAGUGGACAUGUGGCGAACGGAGAACAGUCAACAGUGAAUAAUGAAGAGGCUCAGAAAAACCUCGAGACUGAUUUUGAGAUCCAGAAUAAGGAAAAUAAUCAGCAGCAAUCGGCUGUCGAGUCUGCUAAUGAAAAAGCCACCGGAAACGCCGAAAAAGAUGCCCCGUCUGGUAUCAAAGAUAGUGUCGUAGAGACAAUGGAUACUAGUAAUGCUGCAGCUGAAGCUGCAACUGCUUGAACACUUUUGAACUAGAAAUACUUUGGGUCCUUUAACUUAUUCUACUCAGCACAAGUUUGCGUCGUUCGAACUGUUUAAUUGCGUUGUUCGAGCUGUUUUACCGACUUUUCACCAAAUUCAACCCAGCAUAUUUGGGUAUUUUCAUUUCUCUUAAUGAGAUCCAGAGUUUUGGGCGGAAUAAGUCAAAAGACCCGACACUUUUUGCGAGGCAACUGUAUUCUUGAUUUUGAGAAUAAUUUGUCUUGAUUCUGAGAGUAGAUUGUGUCGCCUUAGUGAGUUGAUUUGAGUUGUUUGUUUGAAAUUUCGUUGUGUAAUAUGAUAACUUUGACCUCCUUUCACUAGUAGCGUUUUUUUAUUAUUUUAAAUUACUAAUUGUAGCCUAUUGUUAUCUUAAUUUUGGAAUUGAAUGUUGGCUUACGA